CAAUUAAUUUUGAAUAACACCCCCCCUUAGAAAUUUCUAACUACGCGCUUACUUGUAAUAUGUUAUUAAAAUAUAAAAGUCUAAUGUCUAUGUAGAAAGUAUUUAAUAGAUCAAUAAAGUUUUUUUCACCAUGGUAACUAGUAUACCUAUGGAUCAAAUUAGGAAAAAAAAAAGUUUGUUUCAACUAAUUGUAUUUAACUAAAUGUUAUAUACCCUUGAAAAUAAAAUAAAAUUUUUAUAUAAAAUAUAAAUUUGUAUUAUAAUAAUCAAUUAAGCUUAUAAUCUACAAUGGGAGAGAAAAUAGUACCACUGGAAAUGAAUUUAGUGCGCUACAGUAAUCCUGUAUCAGUUAAAGAACGAGAAGAAAAAUUAACCAGAAAGAAACUAGAUGGGAAUGAUGGCCUAAUAUCAAAUGAAAAAAUAAAAGAAUGUGAUGAAAUUCUAAAUUGUAUAUUGCCACCAAGAGAGUGGGAAGAAAAUGGUAAACUGUGGAGACAAAAAGUUUCAAAUCAACCAGCUACUAGAAUGGAUGUUAUUAAGUUGACAGAAAUGUUGGAUAUGAAUUUGCAACACUUACAGGCACGAGAAACGGGUAUUUGCCCAAUUAGAAGGGCUCUCUAUUCACAGUGUUUUGAUGAACUAAUUCGACAGGUCACUAUAAAUUGUGCAGAACGUGGACUUUUAUUACUGAAAGUCCGUGACGAACUUAAGAUGACAAUGGAUGCAUAUCAGUCUUUAUAUGAGAGUAGUAUAGCUUUUGGCAUAAGAAAAUCAUUAUCAGCAGAGCAUAACAAAUCAGACAUGCAAGAUCGAUUGACUGAAUUGGAAGCUGAAAAACAAAAAAUUAAAGAUGACUUAGCAACAGCAAUUGCAAAGUAUGAAAUGAAUCAAAGACAAGGAACUGAACAACGUAUAGCUGAACAACAAAGAUAUAAUGAAGAAAUAAAUUUUUUAAAAAGAUCUAAUCAACAAUUAAAAGCUCAAUUAGAAGGGAUUAUAGCACCAAAAAAAUAAGUUAAA
Messenger RNA from Sipha flava (yellow sugarcane aphid), 1020 nucleotides. It is a transcript of the gene Dnali1, whose product is annotated as 33 kDa inner dynein arm light chain, axonemal. Gene Ontology annotation, molecular function: dynein heavy chain binding. Gene Ontology annotation, cellular component: filopodium; axoneme. The record is from RefSeq and is a predicted model, not a curated record. Bases 289 to 1014 code for a protein of 241 amino acids. The transcript has 3 exons. NCBI's taxonomy places the organism in Eukaryota, Metazoa, Arthropoda, Insecta, Hemiptera, Aphididae.